CUCCAAAAAAAUGCUCUUUUGACUUCCUCUUGUGGUGCUAGCUGGAAGACAACGUCGUUUAGCUUUGUUUAUUUGCGAUUUCACUCUUUUCGCAAGAAUCUCUCUACCCAUUCUUCUUCUUCUUCUUCCUCCUUCCGGCGGCAUUACUCCUCUUUUAUCUAUGCUCUUCUUCUCUCCGAAGCCCCAGCUCGCAUUCCAUGGCAUCAGAACCAGCGGCCGCGCGCACUGCCGACGUGCUUCUAACCCUCGCGCGCGAGCUCGCUGCCAUGGCCGCCGACGAAAGCAUCGCGGAAUUGAUGGCUGCAGAAUCAGUCCGCCUCUCACGCAAGGUCUCUCUUCUUGUUCACCUGAUCGAAGAAAUUCGAGAUUUUGCCGUGCGGAAUGGCGGCGAGGCAAUUUCGUCCUCUUCGCCGGCGGCGAAGGUGCCAUGGUCGUGCCUUUCGGAAGUGGUUAUUGCGCUAAAGGCGGUGAAGAGGUUCUUUAUUCUUCACAGAGGGAAGAGUUCCGGCGAGAUUUCAGCUGUGGAAUCAAACUGCAAAAACAUGACAAUCCAAUACCAGUAUGUUGCAUGGCAGCUGGAGAAGGCCUUGGGGAACAUACCCUACGAGUAUUUCAAAAUACCUGAUGAAGUCCAGGAGGAGGCUGAAUUGGUGCGUGCACAGCUUCGAAGAGAAACUGAGAAGGUUGGAUCUGUAAAUCUGCUGAUAUUUCAGGAAAUGUUUACCUUGUUAUCAUCCUUAAAUGCAAAAGCUCUUAAAAGGCAAUCUCAAUUUAAGUUGGAAGAAGUAAAAUAUGAGCCUGAGAGCUAUAUUGAUCCGGAUUUGUUACACAUAGUUAUAAUUGUUGCUAAAGUCAGCGGUAAAUCUCAGUAUUUUGCUGAGAAAAUGGCUCCAAAUCUGAUUGAAAGACUUAAAAAAUCUGGUUUUGUUGAUCUUUCUGGUAAUUUAAAAGCUGAGAACAGGUCAAGGGAAUCCGGAAGGAGCAUGGAAGAAGAGAGUGAAUCUGAUUCUCCUGUGAUUCCGGAGGAUUUUCUGUGCCCUAUUUCUCUAGAACUCAUGAGAGAUCCUGUUAUUGUUUCGACAGGCCAGACAUAUGAGCGCUCUUCUAUUCAGAGGUGGGUUAAUUGUGGCAACAGAACAUGCCCCAAAACUCAGCAGAAGCUACAAAACCUAACUUUGACUCCUAACUUCGUCCUGCGAAGCCUAAUCAUGCAAUGGUGCGAAGCUAACACGAUUGAACAACCGGCCCAAUCCAUCAGCACGACAAAAAAUAAUCAUUCCCUCAGCGGACUCACCGGAGAAGGUUCUUCAAUUCAUGCCUUAGUUUCUAAACUCACAAGUCCAUCACCGGAGGAUCAAAAAUCCUCUGCAGCUGAAAUCCGCCUCCUCACGAAAUGUAGCACGAAGAACAGGACAAUGUUAUCAAAAGCUGGAGCAAUUCCAGCUCUUGUGAGUCUCCUAAGCUCAAAUGACCAGAAAAUUCAGGAACAUGCUGUAACAUCCCUUCACAACCUCUCCAUCUAUGAUCAGAACAAAGAAGUUAUAAUCCUUGCAGGAGCCAUUAAUCCAAUUAUUGAAGUUCUCAAAUGUGGAAACAUGGAAGCUAGAGAGAAUGCGGCAGCUGCAAUAUUUAGUUUAUCACUGAUUGAUGAGAACAAGAUAAGCAUUGGUGCGGUGCCUGGAGCCAUGGAAGCGCUGAUAAAGCUGCUUGAGACUGGUAGCCUGAGGGGGAAGAAGGAUGCUGCUUCUGCCUUGUUCAAUCUGUGUAUUUAUCGAGGAAACAAGGGGAGGGCGAUACGAGAAGGGAUCAUUGGACCAUUACUUCUGAUGCUUAAGGAUUCUGAAAGUGGAUUCAUGGUGGAUGAAGCGCUGACACUUUUAUCUCUUCUUGUCAGCCAUGAAGAGGGGAAGGAAGCUGUAAAGAAGGCGAAUGCGGUAUCGAUUCUGGUCGGUUUUGUGAGUACAGGGAAGGAGCGAAACAAGGAGAAUGCGGUGGCAGUGCUGCUUGGGAUUUGCCAGGAGAACAGGGAGAACCUUGCUUGUUUGGGGAGGAUGGGUGCUGUUGUUCCUCUUAAAGAGGUGGAGAAGAGUGGCACAGAUAGAGCAAAGCGUAAGGCUGCUGCUCUUCUGGAGCUAUUGGAGAAGAUACAGAUUCACUGAUCUUUUAGCUUUUUUAUUUUUUUUUUCAAGUUUUUGUUUUGUUUUUGAAAGGGUGAUGGGUAGAAUUCAGAUUGUUGGGAUUUUUCAAUUUGUUUCUAACCAUUGUACUGAAAGUUUGGCCCUUUUUAGGAAAAUAUACAUUUGUAUACAAUUCUCAUGUAUUUACAUAUCUCACAACUAAACUUUCAUGGUUACAUAGCAUUUUGAUGCUGUAAAAAAAAUAUAGGAGUGCUAUUUUUUUAUGUGAUAUUAAAGAUUUGAGGGGU
This is a messenger RNA of Phalaenopsis equestris, 2425 nucleotides long. Its product is annotated as U-box domain-containing protein 11-like. Gene Ontology annotation, molecular function: ubiquitin-protein transferase activity; protein binding. The transcript has 4 exons. The record is from RefSeq and is a predicted model, not a curated record. NCBI's taxonomy places the organism in Eukaryota, Viridiplantae, Streptophyta, Magnoliopsida, Asparagales, Orchidaceae. Gene Ontology annotation, biological process: protein ubiquitination. Gene Ontology annotation, cellular component: nucleus; cytoplasm. The coding region runs from base 198 to 2159 and encodes 653 amino acids.